Messenger RNA from [Torrubiella] hemipterigena, 1921 nucleotides. The record is from the annotation of a GenBank genome assembly. Lineage: Eukaryota; Fungi; Ascomycota; Sordariomycetes; Hypocreales; Clavicipitaceae.
CACCAGCUGCUUCUGAGAAGAAUAUCAAAGCCACGCAGACGCUGGACCCAAAGCUACAAACAAUAACUACACGAGUAUCAAUAUAGCCAGGCGUAUGACAUACUAGAAAUCACCUAUCUAGUUUAUAUCCACUCACGACCAGUCUGCGACCAUGCCUACAAAGCGACCCCGAGGCGACUCUGGUGGCUAUCGCGCAGUUGAACAAGAUGCAUCGCAUGCAUCCAAUGCGGAUGACGGAGAGGCAGGCAGCCCUGUGAAUCCUGAAUCACACCGACCAGUCGGCCAUGAACGGCGAACGGCGGUCCUCGUCUUGGCUGGAUGCGUUUUACUACUUUUUGCUUCUAAUGUCUAUCUCUCCUUACCGUAUGCCUUCCCAAGCCGUCAUCAUCGAGACGAAUGUGCCCCAGAAAAGGUGCCGCAGUAUUUUCAGACCUCACCACAGCUAUGGGCUGGUCCAACCGCGACUGGCAAGCCCGCAUUUCUUGCCCAGACUAGGCUUAUUGACCCGACUGCCACAUUUGUACCCAACGAACCACUACAGACGGCAAUUCCGAUCCAAGGAAUGCAGGAAGGGAAUAGGAGCAUCUUUCAGAUGAUGGGCUAUUUGUCGCCGUAUGCACCUUCGCCCGGCUUUGGCGUCGACGAGUACCCUAUCCCAGAUGGUGCUGAGAUCGUCCAAGUGCAGAUGCUGUCCCGCCACGGCGCCAGGUACCCAACGACCGGUACAGGCGUAGAGAGAUUGGGUCAUCGCCUAGCUGAACUUGCAGAUAAAGUCGAGUUUCACCAUUCACUCAAGUUUCUGAACGACUGGAAGUAUGCCCUGGGGCUUGAGAUUCUCGUGCCCCGAGGGCGCCAGGAGCUGUAUAACUCUGGUGUGCUGCAUAGCUAUAUGUACGGCGGCCUGUACAACCCCGCCAGCAAAAUUAUUGUUCGCACCACGACACAAGACCGAAUGCUCAAGUCAGCGGAAAAUUGGCUUGCUGGGUUCUUCGGCCUAGAGUGGACCAAAAAUGCAACGAUUGAAGUCAUCAUCGAAGAAAAACACUUUAACAAUUCGCUCGCUGGUGAACUCAACUGCCCCAAUGCCUAUGUUAAGUCGUCUGGCAACGAAGCCAGGGGUACAUGGAUCGAUAUUUAUCUGGAAGAUGCUACGAAACGAUUCAACGCUCUGACCAAGGGGUUUGAGUGGACUGCUCAGGACGUGUAUGAUGCGCAAACUAUGUGUCCGUACGAGACUGUAGCAUAUGGUUUUAGCAAGUUCUGCGAUCUCUUCACGUACACGGAAUGGCGCGAUUUUGGUUACUCUAUUGAUCUCGCGUUUUCUUCCAGCAAUGCGUUUCAUAGCCCCAAUGGCAGGGCCAUGGGUCUUGGCUACCAACAAGAAGUGAUUGCUCGUCUCAAAAACCAUACUCUAGGUUACUCUGGUUCCCAAAUCAACACCACACUGGACUCUAACGAGGAAACAUUCCCUCUGAACCAGACCUUGUAUUUUGACUUCUCACACGACACAAAUAUCGUGUCAAUUCUUACAGCUUUUGGCCUGCGUCAAUUUGCAGAGCCUCUCCCAGCGACAGAAUAUCCUGGCCCUCAUAACUUCACUGUCGCUCAUGUGACGCCGUUUGGCGCCCGGUUGGACAUGGAAAUCAUCCAAACCCCGAAGCCAGUUUCGCCAAAUAGGGACGGUUAUUUGCGUGGAGGCCAAACAAAGUAUAUCCACUUUGUGCUUAACCAAAGAACUGUUCCCUUGGGUGUUAGUAUCCCAGAGUGUGAUAUCACGAGAAAGGAUGGAUGGUGUGAGUUAGAUGCUUUUAUCAAGGCACAAGAGGAAAUGUCCAAGAAGGCCAAGUUUGACUUUGCGUGUUUUGGCGAUUACCCUGCUGAACGCUAUGGAAGAGUGACGGACGGUGUGCCAAAUGAAUGA